This is a messenger RNA of Cyclopterus lumpus (lumpfish), 3357 nucleotides long. RefSeq names its product magnesium transporter protein 1-like. Bases 63 to 1049 code for a protein of 328 amino acids. The transcript is spliced from 10 exons. The record is from RefSeq and is a predicted model, not a curated record. NCBI's taxonomy places the organism in Eukaryota, Metazoa, Chordata, Actinopteri, Perciformes, Cyclopteridae. Gene Ontology annotation, cellular component: oligosaccharyltransferase complex.
CAAUAGGAGGCUGACAGGAGGUGCGCGUGUGUGGUCGGCAGCGGUGUGAACAGUGCUGCAGAAUGUCUGGGAACAUGUUCCUCUCGCUGGUUCUCCUCUUUCUUUUAUACAAUGACCCCGCUGACGCGCAGAAGAAAAAAGAGACUCUGAUGUCAGAGAAGGUGACUCAGAUGAUGGAGUGGGCCUCCAAGCGCUCAGUAAUCCGGAUGAAUGGAGAUAAGUUUCGUCGCUUUGUCAAGGCUCCUCCCAGGAACUACUCUGUGGUCAUCAUGUUCACGGCACUGCAGCCACAGAGGCAGUGUGGGGUCUGCAAACAAGCUGAUGAGGAGUUCCAGGUGCUGGCUAACUCCUGGCGUUAUUCUUCUGCCUUCACUAACAAAGUCUUCUUUGCAGCUGUCGAUUUUGAUGAAGGAUCAGACGUCUUUCAGAUGCUUAGUAUGAAUUCUGCGCCGACCUUUCUUCACUUCCCAUCCAAAGGGAAACCUCGCAAGACUGAUACCUAUGAGCUGCAGGUCAGAGGCUUUGCAGCUGAGCAGCUGGCCAGAUGGGUGGCAGACAGGACUGAUGUGCAGAUCCGUGUCAUUCGUCCCCCCAACUAUGCAGGGCCUCUCCUGCUGGGCUUCCUCCUGGCUGUGAUUGGAGGACUGGCGUAUUUGCGAAGACACAAUUUGGAGUUUCUCUUUAACAAGAAUGUCUGGGCCUUCUCUGCACUGUGCUUUGUCCUCAUCAUGACUUCAGGCCAGAUGUGGAACCACAUCAGAGGACCACCUUAUGCACACAAGAACCCCAGCACCGGCCAAGUGAGCUACAUCCACGGCAGCAGUCAGGCCCAGUUUGUGGCAGAGACGCACAUUGUCCUCCUCUUCAAUGCUGCUGUUACCUUGGGAAUGGUGCUGCUGUGUGAGGCCGCUACCUCGGACAUUGACAUUGGAAAGAGGAAGAUUAUGUGUGUAGCAGGUAUUGGUCUGGUGAUGCUGUUCUUCAGCUGGCUGCUGUCAGUUUUCAGAGCAAAGUACCAUGGUUACCCAUACAGCUUCCUGAUGACUUAAUGCUGACCAGCAUCCUCCAACUUCACAGCAAGUAUGAACAGGAAGCUCCCCAAAGUGCUGCCCACCAGCUGGGUGCUGCCAACGGCAACGCCACAUUUCUCUUUAAUUUGUCUCCUAAUCUGUUGAGCCAACACACACUGUGCCUUCCUUUUACAAAGACUCAUGUUCCAACAACAGAGCCAUCACCAGUGUGAUUUCUACAUUAGAACUUUGGAAGCGUUUUCUAGUCCGGCUGUUACUGGACACAAGUUUUAGUCUGGUUCUUUCUGUUUGAAACGGGCCAUGGGCUCUCUUCUGUUUGUUUGGGUGUGGCUAAACUUCAACCAGGAUAUUUUAUUCAUGGAGCAGUUAUUUCAGUCAUCCAGGGUUUCAUUUUGGUAACCUCUUAUACGGGUCUUGUAAUAUCCUAUAAAUGUCCUUGAAAGAACACAUUAUGGCACUAAAUGUAGGCAAAAUAUCUGCAACAGCACACAAAGUAUUUAAGAAUCAACCAAUCCAAUUAGGUCCCCUUAAGUAAAGUUUUGUGAAGUUUAGAAGCAAUUGUUGAUUACAGAGAUCCAUUUAAACACAAAUUAAUAUGCAUGUGUUACUGUUUCUGUUGAAUUGUAAGCUCACCUGUGAUUAUUGAGCUGGGCUCUGCUGCUGUGCACUGUAUGAAUGACUCCAGGUUACGCCAGAAAUAAUCAUCAAAUAUACCAAUUGAAUACUGUCCAUGUUCCUAUUUAUUAGUACCCAAUUAUAUAAUUCUUUCUGGGACCCUUUCUAAGUAUUUACAGUUGUAAUUUAGUUUUUCGUGGCAGUGGUUGGCUAGUUGCAUCACUGAAGCGUGACACCUGUGAGGUAAAUACAAUAUAUAAAUAUAGGAUGGAGUUCUAUUUUCCACUCUGAAGCAGUAACACAAAUCAAAGCAGCUUAGAGUCAGAGUAUAAAAACAUGGGAACUCUGUCAAGGUAAAUCUAAAAAGAUCUACUGUAAAUGAACCUUUUGGUUUAGUGAUGGCCCCUCCAGCUGUGCAUUACUUUGUCAGACUCCUGUAUACAUACAUGGAGAACUUGUUUCUAUACCAUAUUAGAGGUUGGUAGACGGCAAUAACCACAACCACACGUCUGCUGCACCAAACAAGAUGAAUGAGAUCGCUCUUAAACAGCAUCAUACCGGUGUGUAGAUAUGGGGCAGUUGGUCAUCCAGCUUGUUUACUGUGUGUGUGUCAUCUGUCAAGUGACCACUGUGCUCAUGGGAACUGUAGUAUUUAGACCAAUUUACCAAACCAAAGGUACGUAAAAAGUGAUUUCAUAGUAACAAAUUAAAAGUACUUGUAACAUCGCCAUAUAAAUGCUGUCUUCCCAUCCUGUUGAGCACUGAGGUCAUCCUGCAGGUUCCUCUAUGUGCCUUAUACUUGCUGAGCCCCGGGGGGUCUGACAACGUUUUCUUAUGUAUGGAAUAAAAAUGGUUCCUUGUCAGAUUAUUUUAAUACACCUUAAGGCCUAAGGAUCCAAUGUGAGGUCCUGGCACAGAGAUGUCAUAUGUGUACAGAUUGCAAAGCCCUCUGAGGAUCAUUUGUGAUAUUGGGCUAUACAAAAUAAACUGAAUUGAAUUGUCUGAGCUGAAGCCAAUUUAAUUCAUCAAUUAUUCGUCACUACUUUGCUCCUUGAGAUUCAGUGUAGGAAUGAGCAGAGUGACACAAUACGGGAUUCAAAUGAAUGGUUACUAUGGUGAUGAAAUAACUUCUGUUUGGGUACAAACCUAUAUGGAAUUCAAAAGAAUAAAAUACUAGUAGAUGGAGGGAUGGGCUUUUUAUAAAGUUUUCUAGCCGCCUCAAUUAAUGUUCCUUUUUCUAAAUGAGAAGUUGCAAUUUGUAGAAAAAAACUGAUGAAUGAAGAAUACUCAAGGACUCUUUCUAAGCUAACAAAAGCACAACCAUUCUUAGUUUCAGGUGACCGUGGAAACAUAGGUAUGAAUAUGAUAUUCCAUUUCUGCUAAUAGUUCCCCCAAAAUGUGGAUUUAUUAAGUCACUUUACAGUAAUUAUUUGUUCACAAGCACUUUGGAUAAUAAAAUAACUUCUUUUCACCUGUAACAUUUUUGUUAAAAUGGAACUGUAGCAGAUGAAAAGUUAACUCUUCAACUUCCUGUUGUCCUUUAUUAUGUACACAUGAGAAAGGUGCAGAUGCAUUCAUUAGAAUACUAAUCACAAGUAUACAUCUCUUUCUGUUUCUGCUUUAAAUGUCUGUGGUUGCUCUCUAAGUUUGUACCAGGAGAGAAUAUUUGAUCUGAGAUGAUUAUUUCUCAUAUUAAAGUGCCUUAAAUUCC